CCCCUUUUCCCUCAUGGCUGGAUACCUGCACCUAGAAAAACUGCCCCAUCUGACACAUGAACAGAAAUUGUCCAUUCGUCGAUUCUGUUCUACCGUUGACUCAGAGAUCUCAACUAUCGACACAGAAAUCCAGGAUGUCGAAGACCAAUUGGAACGCCUCGAAGUCCCACGCCAACUGCUCUUGACUUCUCGCGAAGAAAAGGCCAAGCUCCUCUUUUCGCACAAGGCCCUUUUCUCCCCAAUCCGCUCCCUUCCUGCAGAGACGUUACAAGAGAUCUUUGUUCACACUCUGCCCGUUCACCAUAACGCAGUCAUGCAAUCGAAACAGUCGCCACUAAUCCUGACCUAUAUUUGCAAAGAAUGGAGAAGUCUAGCUCUGUCUACCCCACGGCUGUGGUCGUCCGUCCAUAUCAUCAUCCGCGACGACGAGCAUCUGGCUGGAGCAGAGAAGUGGAUCCAACGCUCUGGAAUGCUACCGCUCGGCAUUUCUUUGAUGCUUCCCGAAACUAAGAUCCGCCCUUCAGAAUAUACGUACAGGUCUCAAGCCGUAAACCUGGGAAAUAGUGUGAUCGCACGGUACAUGGGGAUGCUGAGCAGACUAUCCUUGGAUUUGUCGUUUCCGUCUCCAUUCUUGCGUUAUUUUCAGCCUUUCGGCAUUACCCAUACCCCAUGCCUCGAAAUGUUCAGGAUGGAGGACGCGUGGACGUUGCCAAAUCCCCGGUGUACCGUGGACAUGAACUGUUGGUCCUAUAAUCUGCAGUUCUUGGGUGAUGCUCCAAAAUUACAAGGCAUUCGUUUCUCGCAUUUGAAAGAUAUGUUCUACCUCCCAACAACCUCCUACGCACGUAUCAAGGACCUUAGUCUAUCGCGCAUUAUAAGGGAAACUACAGAAGAGAAGUACACAAACCUCAUACAGAUCCUUUCCCAAUGUACCAGCAUCCGCCAACUCGACCUCUUUACUACUGAUACAUACGACAAUAGCGGGAUAGAGGAAGAUCCGUGGAACCCUCUUUCCCAUGGAUCACUCACCCUUCCCCUCCAGCGACUAUCAGUUUGUCUCAAGAGAGUCACUGCCCCGCUUAUGACAGCUCUCAUCUUACCCAACCUUGUCGACCUCGAAAUCAUCGAUAUCCCAUUCACCCCCCACUACGUGGAUGCGACAAAGACCUACCUUUCACAAGUCACACCUUCGCUCAAAGCGCUGACCCUCAAAUUGUCGCGCUAUGACCUCGUUCCUAGGCUCUUGGAGCUGACCCCUCAGGUUAUAUAUCUCGAAAUUGAGGACGAUCAUAUCCACAGAAGUUAUACUUCAACGCAUCCUGUCGACCCAACAUCACCGAUUCACGAUCCGUCAAUUAAGUCCUUCUUCAAGAGUCUCGCUCCCAGGCAUGAUUCCACCUUGCUCUGCCCAGAAUUGACCACUAUUGAACUCCAUUCGGUCGAAUUUCGCUCGUCUGACGCCUCAGAUCUCGAGCUCCUCGAGUGUCAACGUAAUAAUUACCCAUUCAGUCUCCAUCCCAUAUCGAAAAUAUCUGUUCAUUGCCGGCUGUGGAUGGAUGAUGAUACUCGUGAUGCGUUCCGCAGAAUCGAACAGCACGGUGCCAUUGUUCAGCUAACCAGUGGGCCUCGUCCGAAGAAGGUCGUCGGAAAGACAAGAGGUUCCCUGAUGGACGGGUUGCCGAUUCGAAGUCACGUGAAUGAGGCUGGACAUGGAUUUGAAAAGGUUCGGUAUUGGAAAGGUCUAGAUGUGGUUUCAUUUGAGAGCUCUUUCGACGGAUACUGAAGAGUUUUUCUCUGGGCCUUCCUUGCUACGAGUCGUGAUAGAUACGGUUCAUAUCUUGUUUUAAAAGAGAAUACAUUGAUUCACUUAGAUACCUACGAUAUCGGAAUUUUGAUGAACAUGAAGAUUAAAAACUAGAAUAAAUACCGUCCCGAGCAGUUUGUUACGAAUGACCAGAUACAUGUCCUGACUCUUAGGUUCGAAACCUUUU
This is a messenger RNA of Desarmillaria tabescens, 1991 nucleotides long. RefSeq lists its product as uncharacterized. Lineage: Eukaryota; Fungi; Basidiomycota; Agaricomycetes; Agaricales; Physalacriaceae. The transcript has 3 exons. The coding region runs from base 14 to 1783 and encodes 589 amino acids. The record is from RefSeq and is a predicted model, not a curated record.